UCACGCACAGGGUCCGACCACAGUUACUGCUUUAACACUCGCACAGCUGAACUCUCUACUGCUGAAAUGAGUUCCAGAACCGCACCGCUUCUCCUCCUGACUCUCACACUCCACUGCUUCCUAUGGCAAACAUCCAUUAACCUCUCAGUGAAACCGGGUAAAAACGUCACUCUGAGCUGCCCUCUGAAGACCAGCAUGAGCAUCGGCAUUGUGAGCUGGUACAAGCAGAACCCAGGAGAAGGUCCCAACAUGCUGCUGAGCUACAGCAUCACCACACCCUGGACAGUGCGCUAUGCUGAGGGACUAAACCCUCACAGAUACGUGGUGUUAGCCAGAAGAGUGUCCAGAGCUCAUCCCCGCCUGCGCAUCCUCACCACUCAGGAAAACGACACGGCUACGUAUUACUGCAGCUACUCAGAGAAGAGCGAAGGACAACUGAAGCCAUAGUCGUAGCAGAGACUGAAGAAGCUGAGCAGAAAAGAUGUAGAAGAAGAGUCUGAAAUAAAUUUAUAUCAAGUCAUGUUUGGUAGCAAAUGUUUAUGAAAAUGUAAGCAGUUUCAUUACUUCAAAGAAACACAUUUCAGCUAUUAAUUAAAAAAAUAUGGUUUAACCCUUGUGUGGUGUUUGGGUCUGUGGGACCCUUUUUCAUUUUUCAUCAAAUGAUACAAAAAAUAUUG
Molecule: messenger RNA, 677 nt
Organism: Astyanax mexicanus (Mexican tetra)
Lineage: Eukaryota; Metazoa; Chordata; Actinopteri; Characiformes; Acestrorhamphidae
Gene: sid1
Product: secreted immunoglobulin domain 1
Exons: 2
Coding region: 67-447 (126 amino acids)
Source: RefSeq, a predicted model, not a curated record